AUGGCUACUUCAUCAGUACACAAAUACCGCCCGGUCGUGGUAUCCGGUCCCUCUGGCACAGGCAAAUCGACCCUUCUCAAAAGACUCUUUGAAGAGUUCCCAGAUACCUUUGGUUUCUCGAUUUCUCACACCACUCGCUCCCCAAGAGCAGGCGAGGAAGAUGGAAGGGAAUACUACUUUACGACAAAAGAGGACUUUCUGAAACUCGUCAGCGAGAAUGGGUUUAUCGAACACGCUCAAUUCGGCGGGAAUUUCUACGGCACCAGCGUACAAGCCGUGCGCAACAUCGCCUCCAAACAGCGCAUCUGCAUCCUCGACAUCGAAAUGGAAGGCGUAAAACAAGUGAAACGAACAGACCUCAACGCGCGGUUCUUGUUUCUCUCUCCGCCUUCCAUUGAAGAGCUUGAGCGCAGACUACGGGGUCGCGGCACCGAGACGGAGGAUAGUCUGAGUAAACGUCUGGCGCAGGCGAAGAAUGAGUUGGAGUACUCGAAACAGCCCGGUGCACAUGACAAGAUUGUUGUGAAUGAUGAUUUGGAAAAGGCCUAUAUAGAGCUAAGAGAUUGGAUUGUUGAUGGGGAACUGUUUGGUACUGUAUCUACGUAA
This is a messenger RNA of Talaromyces amestolkiae, 606 nucleotides long. RefSeq lists its product as uncharacterized. Bases 1 to 606 code for a protein of 201 amino acids. The record is from RefSeq and is a predicted model, not a curated record. Gene Ontology annotation, biological process: purine nucleotide metabolic process. The transcript has 5 exons. NCBI's taxonomy places the organism in Eukaryota, Fungi, Ascomycota, Eurotiomycetes, Eurotiales, Trichocomaceae. Gene Ontology annotation, cellular component: cytosol. Gene Ontology annotation, molecular function: GMP kinase activity.